AUGACCUCAUCUACGCGACGAGUUGGCUGGUAUGGCCUGGGAUCUAUGGGCCUUGGAAUGUCAUUGAAUCUCCAGAAGUAUUUUCAAGCGAAUAACUUGCCUCCGCUUCACUACAGCAAUAGGACGCUCUCGAAAGGAGAUGCUCUUCGUGAUGCAGGGGCUGUACCUGGAGACUUCGGCACGAUGGUUCAGAAUUCAGACGUGAUUUUUACAAUGCUUUCCACAGAUGACGUUCUCGUUGAUUUUGUGAAGGAUGUUGUUGCCAUGGACUUUUCUCUAGAACGCAAAAUUUUCGUCGAUUCGUCUACAGUUCACCCAGAGACAGCUGAGUGGGCAGCGAAACAUCUGAAUGACUAUGGUGCUUCGUUUGUUGCAGCACCAGUAUUUGGUGCAAGUACUGUAGCAGCCGCUGGAACUCUCAUAUUUGCUGUGGCGGGUCCCGCUACAGCAGUCGAGACCAUCAGACCGCUAAUAAUCAAUAUUAUGGGACGCAGCAUCAUUGAUAUGGGAGAGGACGUGCGCAAGUCAAGUCUACUAAAAAUCUCAGGAAAUAUUCUCGUGAUCAGCUUCAUGGAGGUCAUUGCUGAAGCACAAGUCUUUGCGGAAGUGACAGAUAUUGGCACUCAGCAAAUAGAAGAAUUUAUCGGCAAUAUGUUUGGAUCAGUAUUGCAAAGUUAUUCUAAGCGGAUCACGAGUGGCGCUUACGCACCUCCCUUGGAGACGGGGCCUGGCUUUGCAGCUGCCCUUGCAUCCAAGGACAUGAAGCACGCUCUCGCUAUUGCUGGCGGUCAUAAUAUACGUCUUCACACGCUUGAAACUGCUUCAAAGAGGUUAAACACUGCACGUGAGUAUGCCGGUGAGUGCUUAGAUAGUUCAGCUAUCUAUGGGGUCGGCCGGAUGGAAGCGGGGAUGUCGUUUUGGAGUCAGAAUAGCCGGCAAGGAAACAAUUAG
This is a messenger RNA of Penicillium angulare, 951 nucleotides long. Its product is annotated as NAD(P)-dependent oxidoreductase. The record is from RefSeq and is a predicted model, not a curated record. Gene Ontology annotation, molecular function: NADP binding; NAD binding; oxidoreductase activity, acting on the CH-OH group of donors, NAD or NADP as acceptor. The coding region runs from base 1 to 951 and encodes 316 amino acids. NCBI's taxonomy places the organism in Eukaryota, Fungi, Ascomycota, Eurotiomycetes, Eurotiales, Aspergillaceae. The transcript has 4 exons.